AUGUGCAGCGCUUCGGUCCGUAUGAAUGCCAUUCCUGAGCUGAAUAGGUGGACUGAGAAGAGGAGCAUGUUUGGGGUUUAUGACAACAUAGGAAUUUUAGGUGACUUCAAAGCCCACCCUAAGGACCUGAUUGUCUGGGUGAAGGGUUUCCGUGGCAACGGGCUGCAGCGUCUGAUGAGGAAGAAGAGGAUGGUAGGAGACAGGAUGAUGACACAGGACAAACACGACAUGGAGAAGAGGAUCUGCUUCCUCUAUCGACACUUCAACCGCUUUGGGAAACAUCGCUGAUCUGGGACUGAGCGGUCUGGCUAACAAUGCUAAACUACUACUGUACUAACAACCUGCCCACUGGACCACAUUCAGACUCUAAAGAGAGAAAUGUGCACUACUCAGUUAUGCCACUUAGAUUUAUAUCAGCCUAAAUUAACACGCAAAACUGUAAAAUACAUGUUUUGAACCAUUAUGAACUCCUAGAAGUGGAAAUAUAUACAAAUGUGUGAUGCUCUAUGGUCUGUAAAUAUCACAUUGGGGACUAAUGUAAGUAUUGUUGUGGGUAUGAUAAUAAACAGAAACUUGUCAUUA
This is a messenger RNA of Salmo salar (Atlantic salmon), 582 nucleotides long. NCBI's taxonomy places the organism in Eukaryota, Metazoa, Chordata, Actinopteri, Salmoniformes, Salmonidae. The record is from RefSeq and is a predicted model, not a curated record.